CGCGAAGGGGCGGUGCGCAAGUCUGCGAGGAGGCGGCAGGCUGGGCGGGCGGCGAGCGGCCGGGAGCGCGCGGUGGACUCAGUGGCAGUGAGUAGUUAGUUGUUAGUGUCAAUUGCUCGGCGGCGGCGGCCGCGGUCACCAGGAAGGGGACGGGGAGGGCGGCGAUGGUGGUCACCGCCGCGGCGUGUGCGUCCUUCAGAUCCAAUGGCCUGUAGAUUAGGAACCCUUGGAUUAAUGUGAUGGUGUUAGCAGAAGUCAUAUUGCUGUGGACUGGAGAGUAAAUUUGCCUGAGGAAGAGGAGAGUGAAAAGGCAGAGGCUAAAGGGAGGACACCGUAAGAAAAGAAUAUUUGAGGUCCAUUCAUAAGAAAAGAAAAGGAAGCAACAUAAUGCCCAGAGUUGGAGCCAAUUAAACAAGUAAACAUUGCUAUCUUCAGAAAACAAAUUAAGAAAUGAGAGGCAAGGAAGAAAAGACGUUCAUCUUGGAAAGACCCAAAGCACUUUGAAAUUUUAAAGGAAUGUAAUACUAGCUGCUAAGACCACCUUUGUCACCAGAAUGAAUGAAGUGCUUCAAAUUUAAGUGAUUGAUUGUAUACUUAGAAGAACUGCUGUAACACAUACGGGAGGUGAAAACUAACAGAUGAAAGUUUUGCCAUGCACUGAAAGAAAAACAUUGUCUGUGAAGUUCUAGUUUUAAAAAUGUCUGCUUGUAAUACCUUUACUGAACACGUUUGGAAACCUGGUGAAUGCAAGAAUUGCUUUAAACCGAAAAGCUUGCACCAGCUCCCCCCAGACCCUGAUAAGACACCCAUCUCCCAUGGCAAUGUGAAAACUAAUGCCAAUCACAGUAACAACCACCGCAUCAGGAACACCGGAAAUUUCCGGCCUCCUGUGGCAAAAAAACCCACUAUAGCUGUGAAGCCCACUAUGAUGGUAGCAGAUGGGCAAAGUGUAUGUGGUGAGCUUAGCAUCCAAGAACACUGUGAGAACAAACCUGUCAUUGUAGGAUGGAACCGAAACAGGACUGCCUUGACUCAGAAACCACUUAACAAUAAUAAUGAAGGUGAUAUUGAAGGAUUUAGCCAUGUUUCUAAGUCUUAUGGUAAUAAUGAUAGUGCAAAGAAGAUAUCAAACAAUAACGGGCUAACUGAAGUGUUAAAAGAGAUAGCAGGCUUGGAUACCACCCCUCAGAUACGAGGAAAUGAAACUAACUCCAGAGAAACAUUCUUAGGAAGAAUUAAUAAUUGCUAUAAACGAUCGUUGGAAAGGAAGCUUCCACCAAGUUGCAUGAUAGGUGGGAUAAAGGAUACUCAGGCCAAGCAUGUAAUUCUGAGUGGGAGCACAGAAGUGAUCAGUAAUGAAGGAGGUCGGUUCUGUUACCCAGAGUUUUCUAGUGGUGAGGAGAGUGAGGAAGAUUUACUUUUCAGUAACAUGGAGGAGGAACAUGAGAGCUGGGAUGAGAGUGAUGAAGAGCUGUUGGCCAUGGAGAUUCGCAUGAGAGGGCAACCUCGCUUUGCCAACUUUAGGGCAAACACUUUGUCUCCUGUUCGAUUCUUUGUGGACAAAAAAUGGAAUACUGUCCCCCUGCGAAAUAAAUCUCUGCAGAGAAUCUGUGCUGUAGACUAUGAUGACAGCUAUGAUGAAAUCCUGAAUGGUUAUGAGGAAAAUUCUGUGGUUUCCUGUGGACAAGGAAGCAUUCAGAGCAUGGUGUCAUCUGACUCCACAUCACCAGAUUCUUCUUUAACAGAAGAAUCACGUUCUGAGACAGCCAGUAGUGUAUCCCAGAAGAUUUAUAAUGGGGUGACAUCUCCUGGUAACCUGGGAGAUUCUAAGGACAUGAAGGAAAUUGAGCCCAAUUAUGAAAGUCUCUCUGGUAAUAAUCAGGAGAAGAACAUAUCACAAACUUCCAAAAGCACAGUAAAAGUUCCAGAGACACACAAAGCAGUCCUUGCUCUUCGAUUAGAAGAGAAGGAUGGCAAGAUUGCUGUACAAACUGAGAAUCAAGAAAGUAAAGCUUCUACAGAUAUUGCUGGGCAAGCAGUAACCAUAAACCUUGUCCCUGUAGAAGAGCAAGCAAAGCCCUACCGGGUUGUGAAUCUGGAACAGCCACUGUGUAAGCCAUAUACUGUCGUGGAUGUGUCAGCAGCCAUGGCCAGUGAGCACCUUGAGGGACCUGUUAACAACUCCAAGACAAAAAGCUCAUCUUCUACUCCAAACUCUCCAGUGACAUCACCUGCAUUGACACCAGGACAAGUAAGUACCCAUUUCCAAAAAUCUAGUGCAAUCCGAUACCAGGAAGUAUGGACUUCCAGCACCAGUCCACGACAAAAGAUACCUAAAGUAGAAUUAAUUACUGGUGGAACUGGACCAAAUGUCCCUCCAAGGAAAAAUUGUCACAAGUCAGCACCUACUUCACCCACAGCUACAAACAUUUCCUCCAAAACCAUCCCAGUUAAGUCACCUAAUCUGUCUGAAAUAAAAUUUAAUAGUUACAACAAUGCUGGUAUGCCUCCUUUUCCAAUUAUCAUUCACGAUGAACCAACUUAUGCUCGGAGUUCUAAAAAUGCUAUCAAAGUUCCCAUUGUUAUCAACCCAAAUGCAUAUGACAAUCUAGCCAUCUACAAAAGUUUUCUGGGAACAAGUGGAGAACUCUCAAUGAAAGAAAAAACCACAAGUAUCAUAAGCCACACUUAUGAAGAAAUAGAAACUGAAAACAAAGUGUCUGAUAACACCACUGGCAAACCCACUGAAUGUCCCCAAGCUAAAGGGUUUUCAAACAGCACAGAGCGUAAAAGGGGUUCAGUGGCUCAGAAGGUUCAAGAGUUUAACAACUGUCUCAGCAGGGGUCAGUUGUCACCACAGAGAAGCUAUAGUUCCAGCCACAGCUCCCCAGCAAAGAUCCAGAGAACCACGCGAGAGCCUGUGGCCAAAACCGAAGGCAUUCAGGAGCCUCAGACGCUGGGCAGCAGCAGUGGUGGCAGCGGCAGCAGCACCAGGGAGAAAGCAAGCACAGUGCUUUCUCAGAUUGUGGCUUCUAUUCAACCUCCACAGUCUCCUCCAGAAACACCUCAGUCUGGCCCUAAAGCUUGCAGUGUGGAAGAACUUUAUGCUAUUCCUCCAGAUGCCGAUGCUGCUAAGAGUACAACAGUCCGGCCCAAAUCUCUCUUUACAUCUCAGCCUAGUGGUGAGGCUGAAGCACCUCAGACCACAGAAAGUCCUACCACCAAAGUACAAAAAGAUCCAUUUGCAAAGCCAGUCACCUCCUCUCCCUCCAAAUUAGUGACUAACCCCCAAAGUGAGUCACCACCUCCCUUUCCCCCGCCACGCUCUACUUCCUCCCCUUAUCAUGCAAGUAACCUUUUGCAGAGGCAUUUCACCAAUUGGACCAAGCCAACCAGCCCUUCCAGAUCAACAGAAGCUGAAUCAGUUUUACACUCUGAAGGCAGCAGACGGGCAGCUGAUGCAAAACCUAAACGCUGGAUAUCAUUUAAAAGCUUCUUCCGCCGUCGGAAAACAGAUGAGGAGGAUGACAAAGAGAAAGAGCGAGAGAAAGGGAAACUGGUGGGCCUGGAUGGUACAGUCAUCCACAUGCUGCCCCCUCCUCCAGUUCAGCACCAUCACUGGUUCACAGAGGCAAAAGGAGAGUCCAGUGAGAAGCCAGCUAUUGUCUUCAUGUACAGAUGUGACCCUGCCCAAGGGCAGCUCAGUGUGGAUCAGAGCAAGGCUGGGGCAGACCAGGCAGCAGUCACAGAGAAGGGUAGAAUGGAUGCAUUACUCCAGGACUCAGAGAAGAAGAAGAGGAGUCACUCUUCUCCAUCACAGAUUCCUAAGAAAAUUCUCAGUCACAUGACCCAUGAAGUGACGGAGGACAUUUCUCCUCAAGAUCCAAGAACUGUUGUUGUGAAACCAGAUGGCAGGGGCUGCACUUCAGUCACGUCUUCCUUGCCCUUACCUGAACUGGAAAAGGAAGAGGAAAAAGAAGACAUUUCAGAGCCUAUGGACCUGAACCCUUGUAGUGCAACAUACAGCAACUUAGGGCAAUCUAGAGCAGCCAUGAUACCUCCCAAGCAUCCACGGCAGCCUAAGGGAGCUUCGGAUGAUGCCAUUGCUUUUGGGGGGAAAAAAGACCAAGAAGCACCUAAGCCUUCCCAACCCACACCACCUCCACUGCCAAAGAAAAUGAUCAUAAGAGCCAAUACAGAGCCAAUCUCCAAAGACCUCCAAAAAUCCAUGGAAAGUAGUCUCUGUGUCAUGGCUAAUCCCAUCUAUGACAUCGACCCCAACUGGGAUGCCAGCAGUGCUGGCUCUUCCAUCAGCUGUGAACUCAAGGGACUGGACAUUGAGUCUUAUGACUCCUUGGAGAGACCUUUGCACAAGGAGAGACCUAUCCCCUCAGCAGCAAAUAGCACCUCUAGCUUAACCACUCUCAGUAUUAAGGACAGAUUUUCCAACAGCAUGGAAUCUCUGUCCAGCCGUCGUGGUCCCACUUGCAGACAGGGCCGAGGCAUCCAGAAGCCACAGAGACAAGCACUUUAUCGAGGACUUGAGAAUCGGGAGGAAGUGGUGGGUAAAAUUCGAAGCCUUCAUACAGAUGCCUUGAAGAAACUGGCCAUUAAAUGUGAAGACCUCUUCAUGGCUGGACAGAAAGACCAGCUCCGUUUUGGGGUGGACAGCUGGUCAGACUUCAGACUAACCAGCGACAAACCAUGUUGUGAGGCAGGUGAUGCAGUUUACUACACUGCUUCAUAUGCCAAAGAUCCACUUAAUAACUAUGCAGUCAAGAUCUGUAAGAGUAAAGCUAAAGAAUCUCAGCAAUAUUAUCACAGCUUGGCUGUCCGGCAGAGUCUGGCUGUUCAUUUUAACAUCCAGCAGGACUGUGGUCAUUUCCUUGCUGAAGUCCCUAGCCGUCUGCUUCCCUGGGAGGAUCUGGAUGCCCCUGGAAAGGAAGAGGAUGAAAUGCAAGAGAGUGAAGAAGAGGCAAAAGGAGAAACUGAUGGGAAAAACCCAGAGCCCUGCUCUGAAACAGAGUCAUCCCAGACAGAGAGCCAGGGAAUCAUGAGCAGAAAGCAGAGAAGCCAUGUUGUGGUCAUCACCAGAGAGGUUCCCUAUCUCACUGUGGCCGAUUUUGUGCGAGAUUCUCUGGCCCAGCAUGGGAAAAGCCCUGAUUUGUAUGAGAGGCAAGUGUGUCUGCUACUCUUACAGCUGUGCUCUGGCCUUGAGCACCUAAAACCCUACCAUGUCACUCACUGCGAUUUACGCCUGGAGAACCUGCUGCUUGUCCACUACCAGCCUGGGGGAACCGCCCAGGGCCUUGGGCCUUCAGAACCCAGCCCCACCUCAUCUUGUCCCACGAGGCUUAUAGUGAGCAACUUCUCUCAAGCCAAGCAGAAGAGCCACCUGGUGGACCCUGAGAUCCUCAGGGACCAGUCCCGCCUUGCUCCAGAAAUCAUAACAGCUACUCAGUAUAAAAAGUGUGAUGAAUUCCAGACAGGCAUCCUCAUCUAUGAGAUGCUGCACCUGCCCAACCCCUUCGAUGAGAACCCAGAGCUGAAAGAGAAGGAAUACACGCGAGCAGACCUGCCUCGCAUCCCACUCCGCUCCCCCUACUCCCGGGGUCUGCAGCAGCUGGCCAGCUGCCUCCUGAAUCCCAACCCUUCGGAGCGGAUCCUCAUUUCAGAUGCCAAAGGCAUCCUCCAGUGUCUGCUCUGGGGCCCCCGGGAAGAUCUCUUCCAGACUUUUACUGCCUCCCCUACCCUAGUGCAGAGGAAUGCUCUGCUUCAGAACUGGCUAGACAUCAAGCGGACACUGCUGAUGAUCAAGUUUGCCGAGAAGUCCCUGGACAGGGAGGGUGGAGUCAGCCUUGAGGACUGGCUUUGUGCUCAGUAUUUGGCUUUUGCUACUACGGACUCCCUCAGUUGUAUUGUGAAAAUCCUGCACCACCGUUAAUGUGUCCUGGAUGCUGCUUUUACUACAUUUUCACCAUUUUCAUGUUGCCCAUGCACUUUCCCUUCCUAGUACUCACACAGAAUUCAAGGAAACGAGACAAACCUUCCGUCCCAGUCCAUGAACAAAUAGGUCCAUUCAGAAAGAUUAUCCACAGCUGUAAGUCAAAUGGGAAGCUGAGUCUGUCCUAACUUUACAAAAAUUCAACUGCACAAAUGUAUAGUUGUCUUCCUCUGGAAUACCUGCCAUCCUAAUUUCAAAUGCAGGUAAAAAGUGAAAAUGCACAUCCUUGAAGGGAUAGCUCCUUUGGAAUGAACUCGGUGAACUAUAUCCAGUUCCUCCAUACUUGUGAAUAUCAUCUGUCUUUUUAGCACCAAGUAUUUAUUCUCACUAGCAAUAGACAGAUUUAACCAAUCUCUACCAUCAUCCAGUAAGCUUUUACAACAGACUCUUUCUUCCUUUAACGUAUCAAUAACCGACUGUUUUGCCAAGCAACUCCAUCCUUUACAUCAGCCCUGUUUUGGUUACUGGGGACUAUAUCCUUUGUUCCAGCAGAUAGUAGAAAGAAAAGGAGAGAUCGCAUCCCUUGGGUCAUAGACCCAUUUUCAUUUCUAUUAUCGAUAAGUGUGUGCACUGCAUGGAGGAUGGCCCUAAUAGUCUCCCCUCUGCUGCCACUGUCUGAUUCUCCUUCACUUCUCCUCUGUCCCCACUUGUGAAUGAAUUGGGUUUAUCAGCCACUUGUGGCCCAAUACAGAGCUGACCCACGGUGGUGUCACCAGUGCCUCAGCAGGGUGGAGAUAAGUUCAGAGCUUAUAAACAGCUGGCAGGAUAUGAGGAGAUGAUUUUCUUGCAUGUGCAAUUCUCUAGGGGCCAUCAGGGAACAGAAUUUAAAGUACCAUUCUUUGAUUACUGUCAGAGCCGUCAGCGUUGGCAGCUAGGGCUGGCAGUGCCCAGAUCAUAGUUUUCCCCCGAGCAGUAAUUGGCCAGCUCUCUUCUAUCAAUAGCCAUUGUUAACUAGUCUAUCAAAUGCUGUAGACAACAGCCCUGAAUGAAUGGCUGUCGCUUGAGCUCUAAGAUGUCCUUAGAGGAUACAGCGAGGCUCGCUGUUGGGAUGGCUAGAAGGCAGGGGGGAGAAGGCCACUGAUGAGACUGCUGACAUCCUCCUCAGAAUGCUGACCUCUUCUAGAGAGACUGCUUCCCAGUGUGAGUGGCACGUUGCCCUUCUGACUCUUUCUAAAAUGGCUGUGGAGAACAGCUCACAGGAAUUUUUGAUGCUGAGGUGGGUGACUGAGAGCUGUUCACCAUGUGGAGCCUGUGCUCCUCUCCUAUGGAUAUAUGUGCAAUUUUUGUAUGUAUUUUUUUAGCUGUAUAUUACAGUGUUUAUGUUACAACUUCACCUGAAGCAAGAUCUAUAGAAACCCCCCACUUCUUCCCUUGGCACAUGUUUGUGCUAAAAGACAAGCGUUCCUUCCACUGGUGUGCGUGUGAGUAGAUGCGUGUGUGUAUGCGUGCUCUUGUUUCAUUCAAAACUGUGAGUAUCUGUUUACUUCAACCUUGAAAUCCCGAGUCACUCGAACAGUGUGAUUGAGUGUGCACAUGUGCCCACAUAUGCCCAUGUGUGUGCACACGCAAGCUGGAAGUAGAGGCCAGGCCUGUGGGGGAACAACCUGUGACAGGGUUGACAGAUAUGUUCCCUGUACCUGCUAGUUGGUGAGGGAGCCCUGGGACCACUCAUCCACUAGCACAGUUUUCUUAAAGCCAAGACUGCUUGUGCAGUAUUACUUAGAUAGCACAUUAGUGGCCUUGGAAAUUUCCAAACUUUUAACGUUUUUAACAGCCUUUCAUGUGAUUCACUUAUAUCAAAGAUAUAUAUAUCUAAGAUAUAUAUAUAUCAGAGGAUCAAGAAAGGAGAAGAAUGUAUUUUAUUAUGCUCUUAUUUUAUUUUUAAGAGAAUGGAUAUGUGAGGCUCCACAUGGAGGAUGUCCUUGUCCUCCUGGUCAUCAGUUCAGGACUCCCAGGAAAGAGGGCUGGUUGGCCCACAAAGAGUGUUGCCUCCUCUAGCCACAGUGCAGGGCUCUGCCCCUAGGAAUGGCCAUGGAAUGGGCAUGCCGCUGCAGGCCAGCAGUUCAUUCUCUCUCAGUGCCCUGGCAUGGCUGUGCCUUGCCUGGCAGGCUGGUGUUUGGGUCAUCUUAGCACAGCCCAUGUGCACAUAACUCCUUGCCUAAUUAUGCACUGAAGUGACAGCACACAGACCACUGACCAUGUCAGCCAGCACAUUCCCUUAAACUCCCCCCUAAUGGUUUGCAUAUUGAGACAUACCUUCUCAAUGUUGCUCUCAUGGUGCCUUGUCCAUGUAAAUUUGAAUGUUGACUAUUUAAUGAGGUUACAUAUUUAAUGCAGAGUGUUCCCUGGUCCCUCUAUUUGUUAUGUCUCUAAGUAUCUUUUUGGGUUUUUUUGCUGUUAUGACUUGGAUCCAGUCUUCAUUUUAACCCUAUAGAAGAAUAAGCCUGGACACUUCCACUAUCAUUAUCAUAUAGCACUGGUAAACCAAGUGCCUCUUCACAUCAGAUGUGUUUAGUACUGUUUUUAUUAUUCAAAUUUGUUUAAGGCACAAGAUGAAUGCAAACUAGUCAGAGAAAGGCCUCGGACUUCCCAGAGACAGGUGGCUAGAUUAAUUUUUCUCUGGAUGAUGGCCAAAGAAUGUGAGGUGGGGAGGGAAGAGGGUGUUACAGGUUAGAGAAGAAUAGAGAAAAGAACUAUAUUUCUAGACAAGAAGUACUACAUCAGAUAGUCUUCAGAAUAUUUUUCCAAAAUAGUGAAAUUCAGUCAGUCUAACAUUAUCACAGAUAUUUUACAUUUCCAUUUUAAUUGUGGUAGGGGGACUGGCCAGUUAGCUCAGUUGGUUAGUGUGGUGUUAAUAACACCAAGGGUUUGGAUCCCCGUACUGGCCAGCUGCCAAAAGAACAAACAAACUUUAAUUGUGAUGGGAACUUUGAAUUUAUUCUUCAACUGGAAAGAAAUCUACCCUCUGUAGAUACAGAUACACACACACACACACACACACACACACACACACACACACAUUAUAUAUAUAUAUGUAUAUAAAAUUGGGAUUAUGACUAGUAUAGCACUUUAAGUUUUCUCAAGUAACAUCAAGUUAUUGUCUUUAAUACUGAUUGGAAAUUUUUUUCUUUUUUGUUCAACUCUAUACUAUAGAUUCUUCCAUUUAUAUUGAGAGUUUGAACAAUUAAGCCCCUACUGGAACUUUUCCUUAAAUCACACGAGCACGAACCAUCUCUCUGACAGAUUAGGGUGCUGGAGAAACAGGACAGUGGCUAGAGUAGCCAAGAGCAAGACUAAAUGUAUAGCAGAGUGCCUUGUUAAAGUGGUCACCUAGUCUUGGAAGGAGGGGAAUUGGUGGAUAUUCCACAAAGAGGACUCAGACUACAAGAAGACUCCCAUGCUGUCUGAGGAGAGCCCUCUGGUAUGCAUGCACUAGUAUGAUGCUAAUUCAUGAAGAAUAACAGCAGGAUGAGAAAAAGAGCAAUUGUAACCCGUGGAGCAACAUGAGAAUCAUGAGUGAGGUCUACCAACCAGUAGGCGGAGUUAGAAUUGGAAGCCAGGAGUAUGGCAAUGAGUUUCAAGAUUUGGCCUUUGGAGGGGGCCGGCCCGUGGCUCACUCGGGAGAGUGUGGUGCUGAUAACACCAAGGCCACGGGUUCGGAUCCCAUAUAGGGAUGGCCGGUUCGCUCACUGGCUGAGCGUGGUGCUGACAACACCAAUCCGAGGGUUAAGAUCCCCUUACCGGUCAUCUUUUAGAAAAAAAAUAAAGAGAGAGAUUUGCCCUUUGGAGAUGAACUGGGUGAGCUAUAGAGGGGAGCACAAGGACCCAUAACAACUAACCUAAUGAUAACCCAUAAAACCAAAUAUGUUUUACCUUUGAGGGGACAAAGAUAAAACAUAUUUGUUAGGAUUUUAUGAGUCAGAGUAGCUUCCCCAUUGUCAGAUGAAGUGGGAGCCAGCUUUGCUUCCAAACUUAGAAUAAGUUUGUGCACACGGAAAACUCUAAGCCAAGAGAUUUAAACCUCUAGAAAUAUUAAUGAUAUUUCUGGGAGUAAAACUACCUAAAAUUGCAUUUUAAAGUUUCUAGUAUUGUAGAGUUUCCAUGAAAUAUCUUUGGGGCCCAGUAAAUAGUAGAAGAAUUCGACCCAGCUUCCCAAAUUUGAGUUAUGAAUAUUUUGGUGCUGAGAAGUAAACCUGACAUUUAGUUUUGCUGGUAACAGGCAAUUGGGAUUUUCCCCUAGAUUUUACCAGCAGUGAUCUGAAAAAAUACAGGCUAGCCUGAAAAAUUGGGAUGGGUUUAGUGUACUAUCUUUCAAAUGAUUCUAGAUGUAUAAAUACAGGAUAUUCAUACUUGGAGAGGGAGUGAGAGGAAUUUGACUCCCAGAGCCAACUAACUAUAGCAUGUUUUCAUUCCCCUCACUAGUUGAUAAGGAUUAAGAAUUCUGGUCCAGCCUAAUGAGUGAACAGGAUGGCUGCCCAUGAAACCAGGUUAUUAGUUUUACCUCAUUGAAGCUCAUAUUCUCAAAGGCCCAAAGUGCUGCACCAAGACAGAUCCAAGUGCUGCUCUUGCUGAAGUGUGCACUGAAGUCCAGCUGUCCGCGCUUACAGCAGCGCCAAAAGUAGGGAUUCCACAUACCAAAAACGAUGCCAUUAGGGAAGCCAGAGAGCUGCAAUGCAAGAUCCUAGGUAGAGACUAUACCAAAGAAAUCAAACCUUUCUCAUGCUUCUAGGAUGGUGAGGGGGAGCUGUGGCAAAUGCCAUGGGAGGGGAAUUCACAUACAUUUCAUGUCAGGGAAUUCGGCUAAUAAAAUCUAUCCUCAAAAAGGCAACUUUUAAAAAGGGCCAUUUUGUAAAUUAAAAGAAAAAAGAUGAUGAUGAAGAAAGCCCUGGGCAAGAUAUAAAGUUCCCCAGCGUUUAAUGAGAAGGAACUCUUCUAUCUCCCCUUGACAUGACUGUGGCUGUUGCCCAAAUCUCAGCUUGGGAACAUCCACAUGAUACUGAGCGCUGAGGAAAUUUUUAAAGAGAUAUAUUUGUUUGUUUAAAGAACUCUUGGGAAAUUUCUUAACAAAUUGUAAUCAUUUUUAUGAGCCUUCCUACAGAGGUGUUUACCAUUUAUCAUCACCAUCAUUUAAUAUUUAUAAGUACCCAGAAUGUACAAGGUGCUAUACAGCUGUUAAACACCCCCUCCCUGCAGCUGUAUGAAAUUAGAAUAGAUUUUUGCAUCAGCCACUGCUAGAAGCUUUCCUUGUCUAGGUGGGCUGCGGGGGCCUGCAUUCAGAACAUCCCAUUAUGUGUUUCCCACUCCAGAGAGCCUCUGUUUAUUCCAGCUUCUCACUUUUACCCGUCCUAUUUGCCACUAUGGUUUUCUUUAACGGAGAAAGUUUCAGGGACUCAAAAGAGGUCGGAAAUUUUUUAACCUAGCAGAAAAAUAGUCAUAUAUUUUGCUAUGAAUAUUAUUGUAGUAUAGAAAAUCUACUUUGCCCAUUAGUGUGUGGUUAGUGUGUACGUCUGCACUCAUGAUAACUUGAAUGUUGAACUAGCCCUAUGGCUUCAGCGUAGCAUAUUUGAAAGGUUAAACCACACUUCUUCAGAAAAUUGUUCCAAAUACUACUUGGUUAUCCCUUUACCAGUUUUAAGGAGUGUUGUGUGUGAACACACUGGGUUGGGAUUUUCCACUGAUGACAGCAGGGCAUUUUGGCAUGAGAGAAAGGCAGAAGUGAGAAGUCAUCCGUGGUGAUUUGAAUCAUGACAGUCCUCUCUUUAAUCCUCCAUGAUUCUGCCCACACUCUAUUUGAAAAUCUUUUUUCUCUUGCCCUUUCUGGAGCUUCAUCUCUCUACUUACAUAUUUUAGAGUUGUAUAAAUCUAUCAAUGAAAGAUCCCCUCUGACACCAGUGGUGCCAUCCUUUGGUUUGCUGUGGUACUUUGCUGUGUACUCUGUGGCAUCAU
This is a messenger RNA of Cynocephalus volans (Philippine flying lemur), 11950 nucleotides long. RefSeq names its product pseudopodium enriched atypical kinase 1 (gene PEAK1). Bases 698 to 5944 code for a protein of 1748 amino acids. The record is from RefSeq and is a predicted model, not a curated record. Gene Ontology annotation, molecular function: protein kinase activity; ATP binding. NCBI's taxonomy places the organism in Eukaryota, Metazoa, Chordata, Mammalia, Dermoptera, Cynocephalidae. The transcript has 8 exons. Gene Ontology annotation, biological process: protein phosphorylation. Gene Ontology annotation, cellular component: focal adhesion; actin cytoskeleton.